Messenger RNA from Salvelinus namaycush (lake trout), 2130 nucleotides. Its product is annotated as patatin-like phospholipase domain-containing protein 2. The transcript is spliced from 9 exons. The record is from RefSeq and is a predicted model, not a curated record. Gene Ontology annotation, molecular function: triacylglycerol lipase activity. Gene Ontology annotation, biological process: lipid homeostasis; positive regulation of triglyceride catabolic process; triglyceride catabolic process. Bases 386 to 1993 code for a protein of 535 amino acids. Gene Ontology annotation, cellular component: cytoplasm; lipid droplet; membrane. NCBI's taxonomy places the organism in Eukaryota, Metazoa, Chordata, Actinopteri, Salmoniformes, Salmonidae.
UGCCAGAGAAGGGACACAGCUUUCAAUGACAGAUGUUGAACAGUUUCGCCUGGAUAAAGUGAUUGUUUUUGGACAAAUACGUUACUAUUUCCAACAAUUUUUGUAAUUGCCUUACAAAAAGAAUAAACGUGUGAGGAAGGGAAUGGUGAAGAUGUCCUCAAGAACAGAAAGACAAUCAACUUGUUGACAGUCAGUCAAGUGUUGAACUAUAUGAAAACAGACAGAUCGCUCAGGGAACGACAAGGAGACAACAACUACCAAUAACAUUUCCCACACAUGUUGAACAUUCAAAUACUGUGGUAUUACCAGCAUUUUAGAUAACUAGUUGUGAACUUUUGCAGAGCUUUCGGACUUAAGUCGGCUGUCUCUCAGAUAGCAGCUAGCUAUGUUUCCUCUAGAUUCUACGUGGAACAUUUCCUUUGCAGGUUGCGGUUUCUUGGGGAUCUAUCAUAUCGGUGUAGCGAGUUGUCUACUGGAACAAUGUCCUUUUCUAGUCCACAACGCCCGCCACAUCUACGGCGCAUCGGCAGGGGCGCUCACCGCAUCUGCGCUGGUCACCGGAGCGUGUUUAGGUGAGGCAGGUGCCAACAUCAUUGAUGUGGCUAAGGAUGCCCGGAAGCGUUUCCUAGGGCCUAUGCACCCAUCCUUCAACCUGGUCAAGAUCAUGCGUAACAUGCUGUAUAAAACCCUGCCACCCGAUGCCCACCACAGUGCCACAGGGAGGCUGGGCAUAUCACUGACCAGGGUGACCGACGGAGAGAACGUCUUGGUGUCCCACUUCAACAGCAAGGAGGAGCUGGUGCAGGCCUGUGUCUGCAGUGCCUACAUCCCUGUGUACUGUGGACUGAUCCCCCCUACACUACAGGGUGUGCGUUACGUGGACGGUGGUAUCAGUGAUAAUCUGCCUCAGUAUGAGCUAAAGAACACCAUCACUGUGUCUCCGUUCUCUGGAGAGAGUGACAUCUGUCCUAGAGAUAGAUCCACCAACAUGCAUGAACUACGAUUCACCAACACCUCCAUCCAGUUUACACUCACCAACCUCUACAGAGUGUCCAGAGCUCUGUUCCCCCCUGAGCCACAGGUUAUGAAGACCAUGUGUAAACAGGGAUAUAAAGACGCCCUCCACUUCCUGAAGAAGAACGGACUUCUGAAUCACCCAGGACCCCACAGACCUCUGAUAGCUGACGGUGAGGAUGAGGAAGAUGACAUCAUGAAUGAUGAUGAUGACGAAGAGCACGAGGAGCAUCAUGUAGAGAACGAGAUCAGACCCAGCGAGGAUGGGGUAGUGGUAAACCCCUCCCAAUCCAAAUCCGCCGUUGAGGAUCACAUCUUCGAGCAUCUGCCACCCAGACUACACAAAGCUUUGGUGGAAGCCUGCAAGGAGAGAUACAGUCUGGUCCAGUCGCUAAGCAACCUGCUGCCAGUCAGGAUGAUGACGACUAUGAUGCUUCCCUACACCCUCCCCCUGGAGUCGGCUCUGUCCAUGACUGUUAGACUGUUAGAAUGGCUGCCUGAUGUGCAGGAGGACGUAGGAUGGAUUGGAGAACAAACGAUGAAGAUGCUACAGUGUGCUGUGACACGAGCCACCAAGACUGUGUCCAACAGGGUCUCUGCAAAGUUUUCCUACCAAUUCGAGCUGCGUCACUGCCAGUCGCUGCCUGCCCAGCUCAUCCCUUCCAGCCUGCUCCCAAGAUGGGUGAGUGGAGGCAGCUCCUCUAUCCUGGAUGUUAUCAGUCGUUUGGACCAGUACCAGAGGCAGCUACUGCCGGGCUUCUUCUGUGUUAACCUGGACCUCCAGGGUUCCUUCUACACCGGGGGGCCCACGGGAAGGAGCCCAGUCCCAGGAGGGUCCACCAGAGCUGGGAAAGGAGGACCAGCCCUGGCCCUUACAUCCCCCAUCAUAAACCCAGAGGAGGUAGAGGGGAUGGGGCUGAUGAUGAGGAGGCUGAGUGAAAACCACAACUCUACUGUGGCUCUUCCCGCCUCACUAUAGUAAUAUAAUGUCAUUCAGGAGACACUGAGGGCCCCAUUUAGUAUUACAGACAGAUUCUAAUAACAAGCCAGGUAGACAGGUAUAACAGGUAUAAGAGCCAGGUAGACACCUUCAAAUAAAAAGGGACAGUAUACCAA